AUGAUGUCAAAAUUGGUAGUUCUUCUUGCUGUUUUGGCAGCCGUCAAUGCUUCUGCUUCUCAUUUUUACGUCUCGAACAACAAUACUGGAUCGACUUGUGUUAUCUUUGAUGGAGAAUUCAAAUUCAAUCUUGUGUUCCCAGUGAGUUUUAUCGAUUUUUUUGACUCUAGAUAGUAGUCACAGCCAAGCUCAAUUAAAAAUGAAUAAAUGUUCAGAACUCGACCGAAAAAUACACCGCUGUGAUCAAUGAAACCUUGGAAGUUGAUGGUGAUUGCAACGCAGUUAUCGAAAGCCAAGCCGCUCAAACUUUGACCGUCAACUUCAAUCCUGAUCAGCAAUCAUCAAUUCAUUCCAAAGAUUGGCAAUUGGAAAUUGUUUUCGGAUCAACCACCAACGAAGCUUUCAAGAUCAAGGACUUCACAUUGAAAUCGCAAAUCACUGACACUAUUCCACUCUUCGCUACAUUCAAAGCUGAUCCAAAAAGUCUUGGAGAUGUUUUUGCUACUGGAAAUAGUGGAUACAAGGUAACACUCAAAUUUUCAAAAAAUAAAGAAGUAGGAAGUCAUCUUAAAAUAUUUUCAGUGCUCGGUCGCCACUCUUGGACUCGUUGGAGGUGGAAGCAUCGAAGUUUCUGGAGCCAAUGUUAUCGCUUUCGCCAGCUUGAAUGGCACAGAAUUCCCAGCUCAACAAAGUGAGUUGUUAUUAUUUUUGUUUGAAAAUCAAAUAUGAAUAAUUUUCUUGCAGCUUACGAUGUUUGCUUCCUCGAUUCUCGUACAAGCGACGUUGUUCCAAUUGUUGUUGGAGCUUGUUUGGCUGGACUCGUCGUCGUUGUCCUUGUUGCCUAUUUGAUCGGACGUGCUCGCGCCAAGAGACAAGGUUACGCUAGCGUCUAAAUCAUCAUAAUUUUCUAUCAACAAUACUGAUGAUUUUUCUUCUUUUUUUCUCCCUGAUCAGAACCGAUUUUUUUUAUGUUUAUCCUCACCUUUUUCUAACGUGUAGCGAAUUGACGUGGUAGUAGACUCGCUCUUUAACAUUGUGACUUUAUUUUUUUUUUGAAAUUUAAAUCAUUCAUUUUUCUACUUCCAUUUUAUUUUGUGCUUUUAUAUGAUAACCAAAGAUAAUUCGAACAAUAAAAUUUUCACAAUUUGAGAUUUCGAAAUGUUGUUACAUAAUCAAACAAAAACUUUUCGUAACUGUCAAAAUUGAACUCAUUCAUUUUGAAAUAUUAAAUCAGUCAGUCAGUACCAAUUUCGAAACAAAAGGCGGGAUCAGAUUAUCUUUAAAUAUCUGUAAAUAAAUUUCAAACUGAAAAAUCUGAUAUGUUUUACCUAAUAUUUUUCCUAGCAAUUUCAGCGUCAAUUGCCUCACAGCAUUUUUCAGUGCAAGAUGAGAAAGGAGAUACAUGUUUGAUUAUGGAUGGAGAUUUUAAAUUUUAUUUGCAAAUUACUCACAUGGUAAGUGAAGAGCUGUGAUUCAUUUAGAUUAAAAUGAAAUCAUUCUUUUUUUUAGAAUGAAACAAAAGAAUAUAAUGUUUCAAUGCAAGAAAUCAAAUAUGUAUCAGGAAAAUGUGGAGAAGAUCUCAAUUAUUUAUCCGUUGAAUUUGAACCAACGGAUCAUCAAAAUGAUUCUUCAUGGAAAGUUUGGUUCUAUUUUGAUAAACCAGACAACGAAACUUAUUCAUUAGCGAAUUAUUCAUUGAGCGUGACUCCUACAAAUACAAUCCCAACAUCUGUGGUUUUUCAACAAAAUAAAACUCACAAUGAAAUUUUUACUUCUGAAAACCAUGACUUCAAGGUUAGUUCUUUAAUAGUUCUGAACGUUUUUUGAAAAAAAGCUUCUCAGUGUUCAACGGUGAAUCUUGAGCUUGAAGGCAAUUCAAGAAUCGAAAUAAAAAAUGCGAAAAUUAUCUUGAACGCCCAUUCAAAGCAAGGUUUGUGUUAUCGAGAAAAAAAUCAGAAGGAAAUGUCUUUUUUCAGAAUUUGAUGUUUGUUCUCGCGAUGUUUAUAGACAUUCUUCAACUGAAAAGAUUGUUAUUAUUGUAGUGGUGAUAGUUGCGUUGAUUGUUUUAUUUUUCGCUGGAUUGGCUUCUGUUUAUCAUCAUGUUAAGUUGCGACGUCAAGCAGCAUAUCCAGCAAUAAACUAG
Caenorhabditis angaria is the source of this 2143-nucleotide messenger RNA. The record is from the annotation of a GenBank genome assembly. NCBI's taxonomy places the organism in Eukaryota, Metazoa, Nematoda, Chromadorea, Rhabditida, Rhabditidae.